This is a messenger RNA of Coregonus sp. 'balchen', 26354 nucleotides long. NCBI's taxonomy places the organism in Eukaryota, Metazoa, Chordata, Actinopteri, Salmoniformes, Salmonidae. The record is from the annotation of a GenBank genome assembly.
AUCAUUCAUUGCCAGUUCAGUCAAACAUUUUGGUAUAUGUGUUGGAACUCAGCGGCUGCGUGCCCCCUCAAUGGAUUAGCUGUUUUACAUUGAGAUCAUUUUUUGGACAUGUAAUGAAUAUAUGGCAUACUUUAACCUUUCAUCAGUCAAUGUGUUUUUCCUCUUUCCUCAAACUAGGUUAACCGGUUUGGCACCCUUUUUAUUUACGUUCACAGGUGUGUGAAGACGGAAAACUAAACUUAUUUUUCUCCUCAAGUGUUAAACUGACAUAAACUUCAUGUCAUGAUGAAGUCCACAAAGGAUUCAUUGGAGUUUCUGGACCUGAGUCAUCUGUCCACAGAUGAGGAAUUGGCAAUCCGACAGGUGCUUCAGCGAGUUGACGACCUCAGGAAGCGAGAGACUGGACGCAUACGGUAAUUAAUUUAUGGCCUUGGUGGCAGUAAAUAUCUUGAUGUUGUUGGGUCGAAUACAUUCUGAGAAUGAACAUUCCCUAUUUAAUGGUAGUUAAUGUUGUGCUUGUACAACAAAUUGUACAAUUUGCAAUGACAUCGCAUGAGCUUUAGACAUAUGCUACAUGACCAAAAGUAUGUGGACACCUGCUUGUCGAACAUCUCAUUCCAAAAUCAUGGGCAUUAAUAUGGAGUUGGUCCCCCCUUUGCGGUUAUAACAACCUCCACUCUUCUGGAAGGCUUUCCACUGGAACAUUGUUGCGGGGACUUACUUCCAUUCAGCCGCAAGAGCAUUAGUGAGAUCGUACACUGAUGUUGGGCGAUUAGGCCUUGCUCGCAGUCGGCGUUCCAAUUAAUACCAAAGAUGUUCAAUGUGGUUGAAGUCAGGGCUCUGUACAGGCCAGUCAAGUUCUUCCACACCGAUCUCGACAAACCAUUUCUGUAUGGACCUCGCUUUGUGCACGGGGGAAUUGUCAUGCUGACACAGGAAAGGGCUUUCGCUAAACUGUUGCCACAAAGUUGGAAGCACAGAAUGGUCUAGAAUGUCAUUGUAUGCUGUAGUGUUAAGAUUUCCCUUCACUGGAACUAAGGGGCCUUGCCCGAACCAUGAAAAACAGCGUCAGACUGCCAGAUGUUGAAGCGUGAUUCAUCACUCCAGAGAACGUUUUUCCACUGCUCCAGAGUCCAAUGGCGGCGAGCUUUACACCACUCCAGUCGACGCUUGCAUUGCGCAUGUGGAUCUUAGGAUGCUCGUCCAUGGAAACCCAUUUAAGGAAGCUCCCGACGAACAGUUCUUGUGUUGAUGUUGCUUCCAGAGAAAGUUUGGAACUUGGUAGUGAGUGUUGCAAUUGAGGACAGAUGAUUUUUGCGCAGCACGCGCUUCAGCACUCGGCCGUCCCGUUCUGUCAGCUUGUGUGGCCUACCACUUCGUGGCGGAGCCGUUGUUGCUCCUAGACGUUUCCACUUCACAAUAACAGCACUUACAGUUGACCGGGGCAGCUCUAGCAGGGCAGAAAUUUGACGAACUGACUUGUUGGAAAGGUGGCAUCCUAUGACGGUGCCACGUUGAAAGUCACUCAGCUCUUCAGUACGAGCCAUUCUACUACCAAUGUUUGUCUAUGGAGAUUGCAUGGCUGUGUGUUCAGUUUUAUACACCUGUCAGCAACGGGUGUGGCUGAAAUAGCCGAAUCCACUAAUUUGAAGGGGUGUCCACAUACUUUUUUAUAUACAGUGCAUUGGGAAAGUAUUCAUACCACUUGACUUUUUCCACAUUUUGUUACAUUACAGCCUUAUUCUAAAAUGUAUUACAUAAUUUUUUUCCCUCCUCAAUCUACACACAAUACCCCAUGAUGACAAAGAAAAAACAGUUUAGACAUUUUUGCAAAUGUUUUAAAAAUAAAAAAAACUGAAAUAUCACAUUUACAUAAGUAUUCAGACCCUUUACUCAGUACUUUGUUGAAGCACCUUUCGCAGCAAUUACAGCCUCGAGUCUUCUUGUGUAUGACGCUACAAGCAUGGCACACCUGUAUUUGGGGAGUUUCUCCCAUUCUUCUCUGCAGAUCCUCUCAAGAUCAGUCAGGUUGGAUGGAGAGCGUCGCUGCACAGCUAUUUCAUGGUCUCUCCGGAGAUGUUAGAUCGGGUUCAAGUCCAGGCUCUGGCUUGGCCACUCAAGGACAUUCAGAGACUUGUCCUGAAGCCACUCCUGUGUUGUGUGCUUAGGGUCGUUAUCCUGUUGGAAGGUGAACCUUCGCCCCAGUCUGAGGUCCUGAGCGCUCUGGAGCAGGUUUUCAGCAAGGAUCUCUCUGUACUUUGCUCCGUUCAUCUUUCCCUCGAUCCUGACUUGUCUCCCCAUCCCUGCCAAUGAAAAACAUCCCCACAGCAUGAUGCUGCCACCACCAUGCUUCACCGUAGGGAUAGUGGCAGGUUUCCUCCAGACGUGGCGCUUGGCAUUCAGGCCAAAGGGUUCAAUCUUGGUUUCAUCAAACCAGAGAAUCUUGUUCCUUUAGGUGCCUUUUGGCAAACUCCAAGCGGGCUGUCAUGUGGCUUCCGUCUGGCCACUCUACAAUAAAGGCCUGAUUUAGUGGAGUGUUGCAGAGAUGGUUGUCCUUCUGGAAGGUUCUCGCAUCUCCAAAGAGUAACUCUGACAGAGUGACCAUCAGGUUCUUGUUCACCUCCCUGACCAAGACCCUUCUCCACCAAAUGCUCAGUUUGGCCGGGUGGCCAGCUCUAGGAAGAGUCUUGAUGGUUCCAAACUUCAUCCAGUUAAGAAUGAUGGAGGCCACUGUGUUCUUGGGGACCUUCAAUGCUGCAGAUAUUUUUUGGUACCCUUCGCAAAAUCUGUGCCUCGACACAAUGCUGUCUCGGAGCUCUAAGGACAAUUCCUUCGACCUCAUGGCUUGGUUUUUGUGCUGACAUGCACUGUCAACUGUGGGACCUUAUACAGACAGGUGUUUGCCUUUCCAAAUCAUGUUCAAACAAUUGAAUUUACCACAGGUGGACAGCAAUCAAGUUGUAGAAACAUCUCAAGGAUGAUCAAUGGAAACAGGAUGCACCUGAGCUCAAUUUCGAGUCUCAUAGCAAAGGGUCUGAAUACUUAUGUAAAUAAAGUAUUUCUGUUUAUUUAUUUUGUUUAAUUUGCAAAGAUUUCUAAAAAGCUGUUUUUGCUUUGUCAUUAUGGGGUAUUGAUGAGUUUUUUUUAAAAUAUAUAUAUAUAAAUAAGGCUGUAACGUAACAAAAUGUGUAAAAAGUCAAGGUGUCUGAAUACUUUCCGAAUGCACUUUAUAGUGUAUCUCAAUGCAGUUAAAUACAUUUGUGGAAUUAUACGCAACAUAUAAAGUGUUGGUCCCAUGUUUCAUGUGCUGAAAUUAAAAGUCCCAGAAAUGUUCCAUACUCACACAUUUGUUUACCUCCCUGUUACUGAGCAUUUAUCCUUUGCCAAUAUAAUAUAUCCACCUGACAGGUGUGGCAUAUCAAGAAGCUGAUUAAACAGCAUGAUCAUUACACAGCAUGAUCAUUGUGCUGAGGACAAGAAAAGGCGAGUUUUGUCACACAACACAAUGCCACAGAUGUCUCAAGUUUUGAGGGAGUGUGCAAUUGGCAUGCUGACUGCAGGAAUGUCCACCAGAGUUGUUGCCAGAGCCUUUAAUGUUAAUUUAUCUACCAUAAGCCGCCUCCAACGUCAUUUUAGAGAAUUUGGCAGUACGUCCAACCGGCCUCACAACCGCAGACCAUGUGUAACCCGCCAGCCCAGGACCUCCACAUCCGGCUUCCUCACCUGCGAAAUCAUCUGAGACCAGCCACCCAGACAGCUGAUGAAACCGAGGAGUAUUUCUGUCUGUACUGAAGCCCUUUCGUGGGGAAAAACUCAUUCUGAUUGGCUGGGCCUGGCUCCCAACUGGGUGGGCCUAUUCCCUCCCAGGCCCACCCAUGGCUGCGCCCUGACCAGUCAUGUGAAAUCCAUAGAUUAGGACCUAAUUUCUUUCUUUCAAUUGACUGAUUUCCUUAUAUGAACUGUAACUCAGUAAAAUGGUUAAUUGUUGCAUGUUGUGUUUUAUAUUUUUGUUCAGUAUAGAUUACUUGAAAUUAGUUCUCUUCAUCUGUUAUAUUUAGCCCUUCAGACCAAAUUUAAGAAGUGGUUUGAACAUAUAAAACAUCUACAGAAGAUUUACAAUGCAGUAUAUUCAUGUUAGGAGAGACCAACAUUUUAGUUGGAAUAGUUUACUAAAAUAAUCAGGCUUUUCAUUUACCACUUUUCCAUCUGCAUUAUUCUCUAUUGGUGCCAGUCGUCUGCAAAUCUCCAUUCCUGACCCUAAAAAGCUCAAAGUCAUGACCGGGGAGUGGUUCGAAGAGCUCCGGACUCGUCGCUAUGGACGACAGUCGGAUGUGACAGAAGUUCUCAGGUCUUCAAUGAGGAGGAAGAAGACAACAGGUAUAGAUUUUGUACUGAUUACCAUUAAUCAGUUAAAUGAUUACUCUCAAUCAAUUAAAGAUUAAUGAAAAUGUUCUAUAUUCUGACUUCAUCCCCAUUGUCAGUCAUCUUCCACAAGGAUAAAUACUGUAGUUACAUUAUUCAUACAGACGGAUGGGCUGACCGAAGAUAAAUAUUCUGAGUGAUCAUUGUCUGCUUCUUAGCCUUUAGGACUAGUCCUUUCAGCGAUGUCGGACAAAGAGAAAACAAAGGAGGAGAAAAGGAGAAUAAGGAUCCUCAAACCAAGACGUCUGAGUUGUAAGAUUAUUCUAAGAGUAGCCUUCAAUAGAUUUCUCACACAUGGAAUACAAACACACUUUGCAGAGGCUUAAGCAUUGAACAGUGAAUUGCUAUCUCCUAAUAGAAGAGAAAAGUGUAAUGAGAGCAAACUCUUUUCCUUGCGAUAAAAGCUUCCGAAGACUUCUGUGUUGGUAUUACAUAAUUAUGCUUCAUGGCCUGGUUUUUCUAUGCCAGAGAAUAACUUUUACUGUUGCAAGGUGUUUUCACAUCAAAUCAAAUCCAAUUGUAUUUGUCACGUGCCGAAAGCAACAGGUGUAGACCUUACCGUGAAAUGCUUACUUACAAGCCCUUAACCAACAAUGAAGUUCAAGAAAUAGAGUUAAGAAAAUAUUUUCUAAAUAAACUAAAGUAAAAAAUAAAAUAAAAAGUAACACAAUAAAAUAACAAUAACGAGGCUAUAUACAGGGGGUACCGGUACCGAGUCAAUGUGCGGGGGUACAGGUUAGUCGAGGUAAUUUGUACAUGUAGGUAGGGGUAAAGUGACUAUGCAUAGAUAAUAAACAGCGAGUAGCUGUCCGGAUGGCCAUUAGAUUUUUUAAAACUCUAAAUUAUUAGUUUUAGCAUAGAAAGCAAGGAAUUACUGUAUCGGUGCACGGAACUCUAUUACUGUAUUGAUGCAUGCAACUCACUAAUUCGAACACUUGACUUAUCAACAAUUGCAUGAAGCUUUUGAUGCUAUUGAAGAAAUACCUAUUUUUCAUUCAUGCAUUUUAAUUUAGAAAAAGAUACACUUUUUUUUAAAGAGUUCUGCAUCUUUCAUUCUUGCACUGACAUAUGAAGUACUGUAUAUGCACAUUAAGUACUUAUUUUCUUAUUGUUUGAGUACAAAUCCUUUCAAUCUCUCUUUUCCAUUCAUAGCCAGACACCGGACACAAGUUUCCUAAACCCAGCUUUUCGUGAAAAGGUUUGUUUUAUUGCAUUAUUAUUUGAGGCAAAACUUUCUUUCACUUUAACCAAAGAGUUGAUACAUAAUACCGCAAUUGUGAUCCUCAGGCUAACCAGGAACUUAACAAUGAGGAAAGCACUGUGGAUAUUGGUGAGUAUGAAACAUUUAGCAGCUGUGGAAGGAUCCACCUAACCCUAUCCUGACAGGCCAAGCGUAAACUAAACCUGAACUGAUCCUUUAUUACAGACAACACCGUUGUUGAUGUUCCUGAAUGGAAACAUCCACUCUACAGAUCUCAUGAGGGGCCUGCUAGUGAGGAAAAAUGUACCAACCCAUUUACAUCUCCAAACCAAGAGAUGCCAUACUUUAGCACAACUGACACUGUCCACCAAUCACCAGACAGGAAACCUGGACCAGAAAAGAAGACAGAAUCUGCUCAUAUUGCCAAUACCCUUCUUGAGUCUCAGCUCGGUCCUACCAACGAAUUUAGUCCCGACCCUCAAACCAAACCAACAACCAAAUCCCUGGACACUAUUGCGGAUCAGAAGUCUAGCAGAAAGCUGGUGUUUCCCCCUGAAAUAUACGAUGAACCAGAGAAGAACAGCUCUGUUAUGUAUGUAGACCCCUAUGUAUGGACACAACCAGAGUUGAAAAGUAGCCUCAUAGAGGCCGAGCCAAAAGACGUAGAGAUGGCCAUAGGAACGACUAAAACAAUAGUGAUAUUGCCUAGUGUUGACACACAUAAUAGGUCAGAGGAUAGCACCAGUGGUUUUGAUGUUGAACAUUCAGGGCAUGAGUCUCUCACUACUCCAUCUUUUGAGAUCUGGGCACAGAGCAGCCGCAUAAGGCCAAAGCCAAAAGAGGUUAACUUUACCUCUGGAAAGACAAAUACCACAGAGACUCCACCUAGUGGUGACAGUCUGACCCGAUCAGAAGAUAACUUCAACAACAGGAGACCUGAUGAUGAAGUUUCAGAACAUGAGGAGCCUCCUAGCAUGCCAUCUUCAGAGGUCAAGUAUCAGAAGGUGCAAUUUCAGCUUGAAUAUGAAGAUAUGUUGGGGCUGGAAUCUGUUAGGCUAAACCAAGAUGUUUCAACAGAGAGCCAAGAACUUCUAACAGACCAAAACCACAGUGAACCGCUAUCAUUUGAGGACACAAACUCUCUUCAGAGAAAUUACCCUUUGCCUACCAUUGAGGCAUUCAAAUGUAUAGAGAAACCUCAGUACUUGCUCCAAGAGGGACCUCAGGAUAUACUCACCAUAGACAAACAUGUUCCUUUGGAUGAAUCAUCUGUCAUAAAAGAGGCCAGACCCAAGAAGGACCUAGUUUCUUCAGAAGAAUAUCCUCCAUUUGCUGUUCAUUUUCUAGAUGAAGUCAUCAUUUCUAGCAAUCUCCAUACAUCAAAGGAGGACACUGGUGAGGACAAAGUGAAGUUUAGAAAUGAUUAUCUCUCAGAGACUGAAAUGGUUGGGGGCAUGAAACAUGUAACAAAGAUGGACCAUAGGGUUUCUCCAAGAGAUUUUGAUGAAGAAAAGAAACAAGAACAGAUUAAUUUCCCAGAACAGAUGGAUGUAAAGAAGUCUACUGAAUCACUAAGUAAAGCAGCAGAUGGAGAUGAGGUAGAGAUAUUUAAGGAAAGGGAUACUUUAGAGUCCAAGCUGUCUCCAAAUAGAGACUUUCAAAAAGUGAAUCAGAAGACUGGAAAAUCUCUAAUUCCCACAAUAGUGGUCAAUUCCUCUGAAUCCCCAGUGACAGAUGACACUGAAGGUAAGGGGUCUCGCUAUUUUGCAGUUUAAACUUUAACAUGGAGCUCUCUAUUAUUUUUCAGUUUCACAUGCCACAACAUCUUGCAAUGCCAUUGUUAGCUGAACUAACAAGACUAAAUUAAAUCCUGAUCUCGUGAUUUCAAAUCCUUUGCCUUCACAAAUGUUUGUGCUUGCUAUUGAAAGUAAACUCUAAGUGACUAAAAUGUUAGAGAGGAGGUUCAGAAUGAAAGUACUUUACAGUGUUUUCCUCGUAUGCAACACAGCUUCAAGCUAUGACAUUUGAGGAGUAUCAUUACACACCUUUGUAGCCCUUCGGUAAGUAUUCAGACCCCUUCCUUUUCCCCACAUUUUGUUACGUUACAGCCUUAUUCUAAAAUUGACUAAAUAAAACAAUUUCCUCAUCAAUCUACACACAAUACCCCAUAAUGACAAAGCGAAAACAGGUUUUGGAAAUGUUUGCAAAUGUAUUAAAAAUAAAAACAGAAAUACCUUAUUUACAUAAGUAUUCAGACCCAUUGCUUUGAGACUUGAAAUUGAGGUCAUGUGCAUCCCGUUUCCAUUGAUCAUCCUUGAGAUGUUUCUACAACUUGAUUGGAGUUCACCUGUGGUAAAUUCAAUUGAUUGGACAUUAUUUGGAAAGGCACACACCUGUCUGUAUAAGGUCCCACAGUUGACAGUGCAUGUCAGAGCAAAAACCAAGCCAUGAGGUCGAAGGAAUUGUCCGUAGAGCUCCGAGACAGGAUUGUUUCGAGGCACAGAUCUUGGGAAGGGUACCAAAAAAUUUCUGCAGCAUUGAAGGUCCCCCAGAACACAGUGGCCUCCAUCAUUCUUAACUGGAAGAAGUUUGGAACCACCAAGACUAUUCCUAGAGCUGGCCGCCCGGCCAAACUGAGCAAUCGGGGGAGAAGGGCCUUGGACAGGGAGGUCACCAAGAACACGAUGGUCACUCUGACAGAUCUCCAGAGUUCCUCUUUGGAGAUGGGAGAACCUUCCAGAAGGACAACCAUCUCUCUAGCACUCCACCAAUCAGGCCUUUAUGGUAGAGUGGCCAGACGGAAUCCACUCCUCAGUAAAAGGCACAUGAGAGCCCUCUUGGAGUUUGCCAAGAGGAACAGGCGUCACGUCUGGAGCGUCCCGUCUGGAGGAAACCUGGCACAACAUCCCUACGUUGAAGCAUGGUGGUGGCAGCAUCAUGCUGUGGGGAUGUUUUUCAGCGGCAGAGACUGGGAGACUUAUCAGGAUCGAGGGAAAGAUGAACGGAGCAAAGUACAGAGAGAUCCUUGAUGAAAACCUGCUCCAGAGCGCUCAGGACCUCAGACUGGGGCGAAGGUUCACCUUCCAGCAGGACAAUGACCCUAAACACACAGCCAAGACAAUACAGGAGUGGCUUGGUGACAAGUCUCUGAAUGUCCUUGAGUGGCCCAGCCAGAGCCUGACUUGAACCCGAUCAAACAUCUCUCGAGAGACCUGAAAAUAGCUGUGCAGUGAUGCUCCCCAUCCAACCUCACAGAGCUUGAGAGGAUCUGCAGAGAAGAAUCUGAGAAACUCCCCAAAUACAGGUGUGCCAAUCUUGUAGCGUCAUACCCAAGAAGACUCGAGGCUGUAAUCACUGCCAAAGGUGCUUCAACAAAGUACUGAGUAAAUGGUCUGAAUGCUUAUGUAAAUGUGAUAUUUCAGUUUUUUAUUUGUAAUAAAUGUGCAAACAUUUCUAUAACUCUUUUGCUUUGUCAUUAUGGGGUAUUUAAUCAAUGUUAGAAUAAGGCUGUAACGUAACAAAAUGUGGAAAAGGUCAUGUGGUCUGAAUAUUUUCGAAUGCGCUGUAUCUGACACUUAGCAUGUUUUCAAUCAAGGAAGUUCACAUGGCAAUUUUGGAAGCAUGGAUAUCACACCAAAUGACAAAAGGUUGUUUUUGUCUUAUGUGGGUUUUUUUCACUCUGGUUUAGAACAAUCAUCUGUGUCUCAGGAACCCCCUUCAGUGGUUGUUUCACCUGUGGACACCUGGGAGGUUAGAUGUUAAAAUACAUUUCCAACAAAACAGAUUAAUAAAUGCAUUCUUAAACGGUUUAUGCACAUAUUCUGAAUAAUGGCUUUCACUUGUGGGAGUUUAGUAGUCUUGAUAUAAACAACCAGAAAGAUGGAUGUUUUCACUCUUUAAAAGAUGUACACGCACACACACUAACUGAUGCCUUUCAUUCAUGGGAGGUAAGUUGUCUAAAUACAUAGAAUGUUGCACUCUUGAAAGAAUAUGAACACAUAUAUGCCCACACUGGCUGAUGGCUUUCAUAUGUCUUCCUUGGCUUCUACUCUAACUCUAACCCUCUUCAGGAUGAGGGUCUGGACUCAGACGAUGACCACAGCUCUGUCUCCAGCUAUGGGUCUGACUUCUCUGCUAGAAGAGGUUAUGACUCCAAUGCUUUGGACCUCACUGGGGUAGGACCGUUUUAUGGACAGUUACCAUAAAGCUACCAUUUACAACAACAUACUGUAGUUGCUUUGGAAGAUAUGGCUUGAAUAGCAAGAUAUUUGCUGUCCCGGGAAAUAUAUAUAUUUGUAUUAAUCUUUCUUUUUCCUUUCUCUGAACAUCAAAGGUGUUAUUUGUGCAAAAAUACAAUCAUACUGUAUGACAUUUCAAAUACUUGACACAGCUCUUGAGUUUGCAGUUCAUAAUUGCAUCACAUUUUAAAUUAAUGCAAUGAUUACUUAAAACCCAUAAAAAUGAUUUAUUUAGGCCGCCUUUUCCCCAAAAAGUUGUGAAAUACUGAUAGUGAGGCAUAAUAUGGUUGUGUUUGGUAAUCCUUCCAUUUCCAAAAUGACGCCUACAGAGUUUGCUUUGUCUCUAAAUGAGUACCUUUGAAAAUAUCCCUCUCCUGUCCUCUUUUGUCAGCGCACUGGCAGUCUUCUGAGUGUGUACAGUGAGGCGGGGGACUUUGGGAGUGUGACUGUCCAGGGGGCAGUGGAGUUCUCGCUGAGGUACAGAAAUGCAGAGGAGCUGAUUGUCACAGUGGAGCAGUGUCAGGACCUGGCCUACGCCAACCCUCGCAAGCAGCGCACUAACCCGUAAGCUCAACACACCACGCACGCGUGCAAACACACACACACACACCAAUUCAGACCAAUAUUAUAGUAGUUAAAUCAGGUGUUAAAGAUGCACUAUGCAGAAAUCGCUCCGCCAUUUCCUAGUUGAUAAAAUUCUAAUUGUUCGCCUAAUUUCAGUUUAUGUGACAAAACAAGCAAGUAUAGUGUAUAAUUAUUGUACCAUCUAAUCCGCUGUGAAAUAUAUUUUCCAUAACCCAAUAUAUUGUAUUUUCAGCUGUUUGAAGCUGGUGUACAAAACCUCAAGUAAAAGACACAAAAACGAGAAAUGGUGCACAUGGAACAAAUCUACCGCUUCUUAGACUUGCUUUCAAUGAGAAUUACAGAUCUAUAACUCACAUUUUUACGUGAAUUUGGAUGGGUCGCCUAAAAAUAUUUAAUUGGGCUUUCCAGAACCUACACCAGGUUUUUUAAAUUAUUUUUUUAAUGAGCCCAAUAAUAAGUAUUUAGUAGAGUAUUGGAUCAGCUUAUUUUAAAUAUUAAGGUGUUAGAAUGGGUAAGGUCCUUUAAGCUAUGGUCAUUACCGUGUAGAAUACCAGAUGACUUGUCUCCCAUGGCAUCAAUACUAUAAGUAGUUCACUAUUUUACAACUUGAUGUUAGAUGGUUCCUCACCCUGAAAGUAGUCUAUGGGCCAGGAUAAACUGUAAUCCAUGGUUUUUUUAAACAGCCGCUACAAACUUCAGCUAACUUUAGCCACUACAACCUAACAAUCAAUGGAAGUGAUGUGGGCAUGUGAGCCUGUUAUUAUUUUUUUUAAAUAGCCAAAUCACCUUUAAGUAACAUCAAACCAAAUAUGGAGUUGAUUUUGAAUUGAUUUCAGGUGAUUUUGACGUUAUUUUUUAAAAACAUGCUCACAUGCCCCCAUCACAUCCAUUGAUUGUUAGCUUGUUGUGGCUGAAGUUUGUAGUGGCUGUUUUAAAGAAAACUGAACUGUGGAGUACAGUUUAUUUUAGCCGAUAGACUAAUUUCAGGGUGAGGAACCAUCUAACAUGAAAAUGUAAAAUAGUGAACUACUCCUUUAACAGCAUAACUCCUAUCUCCUGUGCAGAUAUGUGAAGACCUACCUCCACCCUGACAAAUCCCGCCAUAGCAAGAAGAAGACAUCCAUCAAGAAACACACCAUUAACCCAGUGUUUGGUGGAGAGACACUGAAAGUAGGUUUUACCAUGUUGUGAGACUGAUAUCCACAUUUGUGAUGCCACACUUUUACUUUGCUACCUCGUCACAAGUUAGAAGGAUAUUUUUGUUUUAAAUGUCUGAUGUCAUUGGAAAGCAAACACUCAGGAUUUUUCGGUAAGACCAGACUGAACAGAUACAAAUGCUGAUGUAACAUUUUAGAUACUGUUGACAGGAGUUGAAGCCAGAAAAAAUCCCAUGACUGAAAUUUACGUUGAUCUCAGACUGAUUGACUUGGGCCUAGUUAACCUCCCAUUUAAUGAAAAAUAGCCAUGACCAUUAUGUUUUUAGGGGAAGAACAUAUUAUAUUGCAAGUUUGACCAUUUCAAGUCCCCUUUUCUAUUUUAAAUGUAAAAUAAUUAAUCUAUCAUGCUUUUACAGUAACAGUGCUUUCUGUAUAUUUUAUUAAUGACUCUUGCAUGAACAUGUACUUGGCAAAGGUAUGCAUCUCUUGGCCUAUGCUUAAGUCUUUGUUUAUUUUCCAUUCAAAUACAAUUACUUUAUUUACAACCAAAUCUGAGUUUCCCACCCAAAGUGUGCAACUGGCACAAUGGUGUGGGCUUGGGAGACUGGAAUACGCUUGCUCAUUUGGUGCAGAACCAGAUGUUAUGCGUGUGUACAGUGAUAUGGCCCUCCUGUAGCUCAGUUGGUAGAGCAUGGCACUUGCAACACCAGGGUUGUGGGUUCGAUUCCCACGGGUGGCCAGUAUGAAAAAUGUAUGCGCUCACUAACUGUAAGUCGCUCUGGAUAAGAGUGUCUGCUAAAUGACUAAAAUGUAAAAAGAAUAUGAGAAUAUCCCCCAUAGUUAGGGUCCUGCAUUUCUUUUCUACCCCACAUUUCGAUCAUACCACCUCAAGGGGCCAAUAUAGCACCUUCUCACGUUAUGUGUGAAUUAAUUGUCACGCGUGCAUACCAUAAUCAUCUGGUAUUAUCAAAUUAGUCCAAAAUAAGUUCCAUUAUUAAGUUAAUUCACUUCAAAUUAAAUGUCUGCUGACACUCACAGCUCGGUUGUCAUCAGCAGCCUAUGCUUUAAUACACCAACAUAUAAGGCUCAGGACAUUAUCAACAUAAAUAUUUAAUUACUUAUUCAUUGUGUGUUUUAGAAAACAAUAAUUGCUAGGGAAGAAUAACUUUUUUUUGUUUCGUUUGACUCUACUUGUUCAAGUCCGACUUCUUUCUAAAUGAGUUGGGUAGCACAUCUAGCCAGGUUUUUAAUCACUAAAAUACUGUUUAACUAAAUGUUUCACCAUGACCCUUCAUCUAGUCCUCUAAGUAGGGGUAAUAACAUUGUAAAACAACAAAACAAAAAAACACUACUCUAUACUUGACCUUUGUGCUAGAGUCAAAUGGUAUUCUGUGAAGGAAAGGUCUAACCAUGAAUCUCACAAUGAUAUAAGUAUGUUUUCCCUGUGAUGUUCAGAGGCAGAGUGACAGUGAUCUGAAGUUUGGCUAACAAUGAGAUAUAAAAGUAAUUUAAUGCAAUCAUUUGAUUGAUUUUAUAACUUUGGUACAUGUAUCAAACAUUUGGCUCUAAAAUGUAACAGUUGGAUCUAUCAACUCAGCAAAAAUAAUAAUAGGACAUCCUCAGCUAAUGGAAAUACAUUUUGAUGUACUUACUGUACUUACUGUACAGGGACAAAUUGACACAGAAUAUCAUCAGUGUAUAGCCUUUAGGAAUGUAAGGGUAGGACUCAGCAACUUUUAUACCCGUUGAGAUGCUGUGUGCGAGCAGCGUCUUCGAGCAUCACUUUGUCCCGUGCAUUAAUAAAUACGUGACAAUAGACUAAACUUAAUCCAUUAAUUUGUCUUCUAUUAUUUCACAGGCAAAUUAACACAAAAUAUAGCAUACAGUGCUUGGUGGUUGAAAAAGUAGCCAAAACAGUUGCUUAAAUCAUUCAUUCAAAACAUAUUUUAUUUUGCAUCGUGUGUGUAUUGGUCCAGUUCUGCAUUACAUUGUUUGAUGAAACCAUCCCACUGGGCACAUAUUGGUUGAAUCAACAAUGUUUCCAUGCCAUUUCAAUUAAAUUACGUUUAACCAACAAGGAAUAGAUGUUGAAUUGACGUCUGUGCCCAGUGGGAGGCCAGGGAUAGAAGAUAACGGCAGGGUGCUUUUGGGGUGUUCACAUGCUAUCGGUUAUCAGAAGUUUGGAGUUCCGACUGAGAAGUUUCACUUGAACCACCCCCCAAAUCAUAAUUAGAAGUGGGAAACUCAGAGAAAAUGUUGUUACCUGAAUUUCCGAGUUGUGACGUUUUACCUUUUCAACCAAAAGAUGAUGACAAAUCCAAUGUAAGCUACAGUGAGGGAAAAAAAGUAUUUGAUCCCCUGCUGAUUUUGUACGUUUUCCCACCGAAAAAGAAAUGAUCAGUCUAUAAUUGUAAUGGUAGGUUUAUUUGAACUGUGAGAGACAGAAUAACAACAACAAAAUACAGAAAAACGCAUGUCAAAAAUAUUAUAAAUUGAUUUGUAUUUUAAUGAGGGAAAUAAGUAUUUUACCCCCUCUCAAUCAGAAAGAUUUCUGGCUCCCAGGUGUCUUUUAUACAGGGAAUGAGCUGUGAUUACCUGUAUAAAAGACACCUGUCCACAGAAGCAAUCAAUCAAUCAAAUUCCAAACUCUCCACCAUGGCCAAGACCAAAGAGUUCUCCAAGGAUGUCAGGGACAAGAUUGUAGACCUACACAAGCCUGGAAUGGGCUACAAGACCAUCGCCAAACAGCUUGGUGAGAAGGUGACAACAGUUGGUGCGAUUAUUCGCAAAUGGAAGAAAUACAAAAUAACUGUCAAUCUCCCUCGGCCUGGGGCUCCAUGCAAGAUCUCACCUCGUGGAGUUGCAUUGAUCAUGAGAACGGUGAGGAAUCAGCCCAGAACUACACAGGAGGAUCUUGUCAAUGAUCUCAAGGCAGCUGGGACCAUAGUCACCAAGAAAACAAUUGGUAACACACUAUGCUGUGAAGGACUGAAAUCCUGCUGCGCCCGUAAGGUCCCCCUGCUCAAGAAAGCACAUAUACAGAACCGUCUGAAGUUUGCCAAUGAACAUCUGAAUGAUUCAGAGGAGACCUGGGUGAAAGUGUUGUGGUCAGAUGAGACCAAAAUUGAGCUCUUUGGCAUCAACUCAACUCGCCGUGUUUGGAGGAGGAGGAAUGCUGCCUAUGACCCCAAGAACACCAUCCCCACCGUCAAACAUGGAGGUGGAAACAUUAUGCUUUGGGGGUGUUUUUCUGCUAAGGGGACAGGACAACUUCACCGCAUCAAAGGGACGAUGGACGGGGCCAUGUACCAUCAAAUCUUGGGUGAGAACCUCCUUCCCUCAGCCAGGGCAUUGAAAUUGGGUCGUGGAUGGGUAUUCCAGCAUGACAAUGACCUAAAACACACGGCCAAGGCAACAAAGGAGUGGCUCAAGAAGAAGCACAUUAAGGUCCUGGAGUGGCCUAGCCAGUCUCCAGACCUUAAUCCCAUAGAAAUCUGUGGAGGGAGCUGAAGGUUCGAGUUGCCAAAUGUCAGCCUCGAAACCUUAAUGACUUGGAGAAGAUCUUUAAAGAGUAGUGGAACAAAAUCCCUCCUGAGAUGUGUGCAAACCUGGUGGCCAACUACAAGAAACGUCUGACCUCUGUGAUUGCCAACAAGGGUUUUGCCACCAAGUACUAAGUCAUGUUUUGCAGAGGGGUCAAAUACUUAUUUCCCUCAUUCAAAUGCAAAUCAAUUCAUAAAAUUUUUGACAUGCUUUAUUUCUGAAUUUUGUUGUUGUUAUUCUGUCUCUCACUGUUCAAAUAAACCUACCAUUAAAAUUAUAGACUGAUCAUGUCUUUGUCAGUGGGCAAACGUACAAAAUCAGCAUGGGAUCAAAUACUUUUUUCCCUCACUGUAUAUCUACAACACAAAAUGUAAAGUACCACCAUAUAACAACAUUACAAUGUACAUUUGUGAGCAUAUGCAUGUGUCUGUACCGUAUGCAUGUGUGUGUGUGUGUGUGUGUGUGUGUCUCUUCACAGUCCCUGCUGUUCCAUGAGGUAGAUUUUGAUCUGUUUUUUAAAAUCUGGUUCUACUGCUUGCAUCAGUUACCUGAUGUGGAAUAGAGUUGUGGUCCUCUGUAGCUCAAUUGGUAGAGCAUGGCGCUUGUAACGCCAGGGUAGUGGGUUCGAUCCCCAGGACCACCCAUACGUAAAAAUGUAUGCACACAUGACUGUAAGUCGCUUUGGAUAAAAGCGUCUGCUAAAUGGCAUAUUAUUAUUAUUAUUAUUAUUAUUAUUAUUAUUAUUAUUUAUAGAGUUCCAUGUAGUCAUGGCUCUAUGUAGUACUGUGCGCCUCCCAUAGUCUGUUCUGGACUUGGGGAUUAUGAAGAGACCUCUGGUGGCAUGUCUUGUGGGAUAUGCAUGGGUGUCCGAGCUGUGUGCUAGUGACAGCUCAGUGCAUUCAGCUUGUCAACACCUCUUACAAAAACAAGUAGUGGUGAAGUCAAUCUCUCUUCCACUUUGAGCCAUGAGAUAUUGACAUAAAGAUCAUUCAUGUUAGCUCCCCAUGUGCAUUUAAGGGCCAGCCGUGCUGCCCUGUUCUGAGCCAAUUGUUAUUUUCCUAAGUGCCUCUUUGUGGCACCUGAACACAUGACUGAACAGUAGUCCAGGUGACAAAACCAAUGCCUGUAGGACCUGCCUUGUUGAUAGUGUUGUUAAGAAGGCAGAGCAGCCCUUUAUUAUGGACAUACUUCCCCCCAUCUAGGUACUGUUGUAAUAUGUUUUGACCAUGACAGUUUACAAUCCAGGGUUACUCCAAGCCAUUUAGUCACCUCAACUUGCUCAAUUUCCACACAAUGUACCACAAGAUUCAGGGUUUAGUGAAUGAUUUGUCCCAAAUUAGCUUUUUAAAUAGUUAAGACUAACUUAUUCCUUGCCACCCAUUCUGAAAUGAACUGCAGCUCUUUGUUAAAUGUUGCAGUAAUUUCAGUGGCUGUAGUAGCUGACGUGUAUAGUGUUGAGUCAUCCGUUUACAUAGACACACUGGCUUUACACAAAGGCAUGUUGUUAAUAAAGAUUGAAAAAAGUAAGGGGCCUAGACAGCUGCCCUGGGGAAUUCCUGAUUCUACCUGGAUUAUGUUGGAGAGGCAUCCAUUAAAGAACCCACGCUGUGUUCUGUUAGACAGGUAACUCUUUAUCCACAACAUAGCAGGGGGUGUAAAGCCAUAACACAUACGUUUUACCAGCAGCAGACCACCCUCUGUAGCACCUUGCGGUCGAAUGCAGAGCAGUUGCCAUACCAGGCGGUGAUGCAACUAGUCAGGAUGCUCUCAAUGGUGCAGCUGUAGAAUUUUUUAGGAUCUGAGGACCCAUGCCAAAUCUUUGAUCUAUCAGUCUCCUGAUAGGGUAUAGGCGUUGUCGUGCCCUCUUCACGACUGUCUUGGUUUGUUUGGACCAUGAUAGCUCCACUACAACCCCGUCGAUGAGAAUGAGGGUGUGCUCGGCUCUCCUUUUCCUGUUGUUUGCGAUCAUCUCUUUGUCUUUAUCACGUUGAGGGAGAGGUUGUUGUCCUGUUACCACACUGCCAGGUCUCUGACCUCCUCCCUAUAGGCUGUCUCAUCAUUGUCGGUGAUCAGGCCUACCACCAUUGAGUCGGAAAACUUAAUGAUGGUGUUGGAGUUGUGUUUGGCCAUGCAGUCGUGGGUGAACAGGGAGUACAGGAGGGGACUAAGCACACGCUCCUGAGGGGCCACCGUGUUAAGGAUCAGCGUGACAGAUGUGUUGUUGCCUACCCUUACCACCUGGGGGCGGCCCGUCAGGAAGUCCAGGAUCCAGUUGCAGAGGGAGGUGUUUGGUCCCAGGGUCCUUAGCUUAGUGAUGAGCUUUGAGGGCACAAUGGUGUUGAAUGCUGAAAUGUAGUCAAUGAACAGCAUUCUCACGUAGGUGUUCCUAUGUCCAGGUGGGAAAGGGCAGUGUGGCGCGCAAUACAGAUUGUGUCAUCUGUGGAUCUGUUGGGGCGGUAUGCGAAUUGGAGUGGGUCUAGGGUUUCUGGGAUGAUGGUGUUAAUGUGAGCCAUGACCAGCCAUUCAAAGCACUUCAUGGCUACAGAUGUGAGUGCUACGGGUCGGUAGUCAUUUAGGCAGGUCAACUUGGUGUUCUUGGGCACAGGGACUAUAAUGGUCUGCUUGAAACAUGUAGGUAUUACAGACUCGGUCAGGGACAGGUUGAAAAUGUCACUGAAGAUUCUUGACAGUUGGUCAACGCAUGCUCUGAGCACACGUCCUGGUAACCGUCUGGCCCUGCGGCCUUGUGAAUGUUGACCUGUUUAAAGGUCUUACUCACAUUGGCUAUGGAGAGCGUGAUCACGCAGUCGUCCAGAACAGCUGGUGCUCUCAUGCAUGCUUCAGUGUUGCUUGCCUCGAAACGCUCAUAGAAGUCAUUUAGCUUGUCUGGUAGGCUCGUGUCACUGGACAGCUCACAGCUGGACUUCCCUUUGUCGUCCGUAAUAAUUUGCAAGCCCUGUCACAACCGACGAGCGUAAAUCUUAGUCCUGUAUUGAUGCUUUGCCUGUUUGAUUUAUCGUCGGAGUGCAUAGGGGGAUUUCUUAUAAGCAUCCGGGUUAGAGUCCUGCUCCUUGAAAGCGGCAGCUCUACCUUUUAGCUCAGUGCGAAUGUUGCCUGUAAUCCAUGGCUUCUGGUUGGGGUAUGUACGUACAGUCACUGUGGGGACGACGUCAUCGAUGCACUUAUUGAUGAAGCGGUGACUGAUGUGGUAUACUCCUCAAUGCCAUCGGAUGAAUCCCAGAACAUAUUUCAGUCUGUGCUAGCAAAACGGUCCUGUAGAUUAGCAUCUGCAUCAUCUGACCACUUCCGUAUUGAGCGAGUCACUGGUGCUUCCUGCUUUAGUUUUUGCUUGUAAGCAGGAAUCAGGAGGAUAUAAUUAUGGUCAGAUUUGCCAAAUGGAGGGCGAGGGAAAGCUUUGUACGUGUCUCUGUGUGUGGAGUAAACAUGGUCCAGAGUUAUUUUUUCCUUUGGUUGCACAUGUGACAUGCUGGUAGAAAUGAGGUAAAACGGAUGUAAGUUUUCCUGCAUUAAAGUCCCCGGCGAGUAGGAGUGCCGCCUCUGGAUAAGCAUUUUCUUGUUUUCUUAUGGCCUUAUACAGCUCAUUGAGUGUGGUCUUAGUGCCAGCAUCGUUUUGUGGUGGUAAAUAGACAGCCACGAAAAACAUAGAUUAAAACUCUCUUGGUAAAUAGUGUUGUGUACAGCUUGUCAUGAGAUACUCUACCUCAGGCGAGCAAAACCUUGAGACUUCUUUAAUAUCAGAUUUCACGCACCAGCUGUUAUUGACAAAUAGACACAGACCACCACCCCUUGUCUUACCAGAGCUAGCUGUUCUGUCUUGCCGACGCACGGAAAGCCCAGCCAACUGUAUAUUAUCCAUGUUGUUCAACCACGACUCGGUGAAACAUAAUAUAUUACAGUUUCUAAUGUCCCGUUGGUAGGAUAGUCUCGAACAGAGCUCAUCCAUUUUAUUCUCAAAUGAUUGCAUGUUGGCCAAUAGGACAGAUGGUAGAGGUGGGUUACCCACUCGCCGAUGAAUUCUCACAAGGCACGAGAAUCUGCGUCCCCUGUAUCCACAACUCAUCUACAUGCGAAUGACGGGGAUUUGGGCCUGGUCCGGUGUCAGCAGUAAAUCCUUUGCGUCCGACUCACACAACCAGUUCACAUACCAGAAAGGGUUUUAAAUAAUCAACAGCCUCUGCAUAUUUUGGCUCAUGGCCACUUUUUUAACCAACAGAGAUGCUAAGAGAGCAUGAUGCCAUAAGUGAAGAUCUUACAUAAAUAGCCACUCCUCCCCCCUUUUUUGGCUAUCACAUCUGAAAAUGUUGAAGUCCGCAAUAGCAAUGUCCUUAUCCAUAAUCAAAUUAUUCAGCCAGGUCUCUGAGAUAACCAGAACGUCAAUAGCUAAUCAAAACCACUAGAUGGAAGUAGAUUACUUUAAUAUAGUGUGACCAGUGUAUUCCUAUCAUUGCUGUUGCCAUCUAGUGGGAUUGAUUCGGUAUUGACACCUGUUUGGUCACCGACACUAACCAGGUUUCCAUCCAAUGCUUUUGUGCGAGUAAAGUACUGUACAUAUCGGAUAAAAGAUGUCAUGACAGUUCUGAUGGAAACAGGACAUUUGUCUGUAAACUUUCCCAAUGUCAACAAAGCAAAAUACGCUGGGAUCUUUUGUGUCUGUAAAAUUAAUUAUGCAAGAAAUGUCGGUGGAAACGCUUUUAUGCGCAAAUAUUUAUAUAGUAACCAUCAUAUCUAAAUAAAAUUGGAAUCACUCUAUAACAUGUUGUGUCGUCCUCCCACCACGACUAGUUGGGAAAACAUGCUGUUUAUCAGGCUUCAGAUUAAGUAAGUUAUGAUGAACUUCAUAGGGUGGUGAAAGUGCAAGGUGAUGAGCUCAAUUGAUGCUCCUUUCCAAUACAUACAGAGGGUCUUAUUCUGGUGACAUGAUCAUCGAUGCUUGGCUGCUGAUUGACAAAUAGAAAUAAUCUUGCUCUUUUGUCCAUAACAAUCUCAUCAUGUAGGCUGGCCGACCCGCACUCUAUUUGCAAGCUGUUGGCUAGAGUGCACUUGCCAAUACUAGAGUGGGUACACUCGCCAUAUAACACAAUUUUUUUGGUGAGAAAACCGUCAGUAGAGUUAAAAAUUCGAUAGAAACCCAUUUAACUUGCAUUUUUUAUUUGGUACAUUUCACCGCAAAAAGUAUUCACAUGAAAAUCUGUAGCCAAUUGGAUGGAAACCUAGCUAGUAACAGAUCAUUUUUAUUGUACUCUAAUGCUGCAUUCAUAACUAGUGGGAAACUCUGAAAAUACUACUUGUAAACUGGGAGCAACGAGUUUUGUGCAUUUACAUGCUUUGAGCUAAUUGAGAACGCAGAUUGGCUAAUGGCAAACAAGCUGCGUCAACCAUAAACUAAAAGCACAGCUAUUAGGCUCGUGAACAAAUUAUAGUGUUCAAAAACCAUGCAAUAGAUUGAUUUUGAUAAUGUUUGUUGUUGCAUUUAAGUGCCGAAAAUGCUGUUACCAAGUUUAUUUCCUUAGUAGUUGAGUUCAUCAUGUGCUAGAAGUCGGAUCUCAGGGAUGACGAGUUUCCCACUAGUAAUUACGAGUUGGACGGGCGUUCAAGUUGAUUUUUUCCCUAUCAUAUCCUCGUAUUUACGAAUUUACAAGAUGUUAUGAAUGCAUCUUAUCCUCUUAACACUGGAACUCUCCCCUAAAAAGCAAACAUGAUUAACAAUUAACAAUAUUUUCUUUCAUUUUUUUGUGUAAUACUGUUUUUUUGUAUUCCCCUUGCCAGUACAAGAUGAAGAUGGAUGAUCUGAAAGGCAGGACACUGAACCUUUCUGUGUGGCACAAUGACUCCAGAGGAAGAAAUGUCUUUCUGGGGCAGGUAGACAUUGACCUGAAGACCUGGGACUGGGGGCAUGAGACCCUUACCUGGUACAACCUACAGCCCAAGGUAAAUAGCAUUUACUGUAUACAAGUUGUGGAAAUUAUCCAGAAAGAAACACCACAAGGUAGCUUGGUACAUUGCCUACCAGGCGUUGAAGUCAAUCCCAUUUUUAAUGCCAUCUUUUCAGGUGGAUUUUAAAUUAAAUGAAUGACAAAAUGCACCAUUAUUUUCAAAGAUGAUUAUUUUCAGUUAAAUCUCAAUUCACUUUCUGAAUUGCUUGAACAGCCUGCUUAGUUGACCCAACACUGACUUGAGCAGAUCUUUGGUAAGGAGGAGUUUCUUGGAAAUAAACCACAACACAAAUAUUAUUGCAGAUCAUGUGUUAAAACCCAGCUGGACACAACCUCUCCCUCCCUUCCCAACAUCGGCCCUGAUAUAGAGAUGAAAUGCUAUGUGCAAUAAGAGAUGAGCUCAUACUUUAUUGAUCCCCAAGGAUAGAUUAGUUUGUCGACCUGACACACCCACAAUACAAACAUAAAAUUGUCACAAAACAUUAAGAACAACUAUUUGAUAUAAUGUAUGUUUUGGAAAUGCUUUGGAAACAAAAAGCAGUAAAAGCAACACUCCUUUAAAACUUUUGCAAAUUAUAAAUGCCUGUGUGUUGAGUCAUCAAGCCACUUGUUUUUAUUUGCAGAAUCGUGGCGUUCAGGAGUCUCCUGAAUAUCAUGGACUGUUGACAGUAGCACUGAAAUAUAUUCCCCCUGGCUCAACAGGUACUAAUAUGAUAUGCCUGUCUCUUUUGUACAUGCGAUAGUAUUAUGUUAUGAUAGAAAUAUAGUGACAACUAAUACAUGUUAAACUCACUUUACUGACUCAAAACAUAAUAUAUAUAUUACCUACCUCCGAGGGGCAGGUAGCCUAAACACGCAUAGGCAAAGAUUUUCAGAUUGCAGGAAUAAGUUGAUGAGUGACAGUGAGGGCUUUGCAUAGGCGCUUUGUUGCGUUUUGUUUGCAUGUGCGCUUUGUUGCGUUUUAUUUGCGGGACUAGAAAAAAAUACAGAGGAUGGGGAGAGAGAUUUUUAAUUAGGUUGAGAAUAAUUUAUUAACUUUUUCAAUGCUAAGGAUUCUAUAGGCCUAGUUAUCAUGUUUCACAUUGGAUUUAUUAGCUACAAAAAGGUAAGAGGUGUUUUGAAUUCUGGUGCCACUCUGCACACAAGCUUGUUAGCUUGCUAGCUCAAAGGACAUUCAAAGUUCCUCCAUAGAAGCUGCUCCUCCUAGGUGUAAUUCUGUGGACCUAAUUCAUAUAAUGCAUUUCAUAACACAAUGCCCAGCACUUCAAGCGUCCUCCUCAACCCUCUCUUGCUCUCUCCCCACCUGCAAAAAUGUAGUCGCAUCUUGCACCAUAGGAUACACAUCAAUAAAUGUUGAUUUCACAGGUUAAAAAAUAAACAGAAAGGAACAACAUAAACCAGUACUUUUUUGGGGUUCAAACCGGUCGAAACAGUGGAACGAAACAAAAAAAAGUGUUUCUGUUCAGAACAAACCGAUUGAAAAUACUUUAGGUUCCAACCACUGAAAAAUACUAGAUUAGUCAAUAGUCAUGUAGUGCAUAUUGAAAGACGUGGGACACUGAAUUAGCUCUCUGAUCAUCAAUAUUGGAUAUUGUGCCUCCUCUUACUGCAGGUGGUGCCAGGCUUAACUCAGGGGAGGUCCAUGUGUGGCUGAAGGAGGCCAGAGAGCUGCGUAAGCUAAAGCCUCAGGGUGUCGACUCCUUUGUGAAGUGGUGAGCAGAAGACAGGUUUAAUAGAAUGACCUUUGAGGCAUAACAUCCCGAAUGUCAGCUUGUGUGCGUUUGUGUUUGUUUGUGUGGCUCUUCAUAUUUUGUCUCAAUUCAUACUUUAAAUGUAAUUUAAAAUGUAUUUAACCUUUAUUUUGACAGGGAGACAUGCUGAGACCAAUGGCUCUUUUGCAGAUUAGCCCUGUAAUUACAAAAAUAUACACAUCAAUACAAUGUGAAAAGCAAUAGAGAUACAAAACACAAUCAUAGAAAACAAAUACAUUCUUCAGGAAAAUGUUUCUCAAUCAGCCGUCUGAAUUGUCCUAGAGGCACCAAAUCAUCACAUUUUAGAGAGUUUUGGAGAUUAUUCCACAUGUAAGGUGCAAAAAAACUAAAAUCUGAUUGACCUAAUAGUAGAAAGCAGAUCAUUCAAUCGACAUUCCUACCGGUCCUAGACUAUGGCGACAUCAUCCAUAUGAAUGCAGCUGCCACUUCACUAAAGCCAUUAGAUGCGGUUAACCAUAGUGCACUACGUUUUAUUAUGGGUGACAGGUUUAGUACACAUCACUGCAUUCUCUACCAGAAAGUAGGCUGGCCCUCUUUGAUGUCACGUAGCUCCAUACAUUGCUAACUUUUUAUUUAUAAAGCUAUUUUUCAAAAACUCCCACUGUACUCAACAUCAUUGUUAAUCUUUAGACGUACAGUGGGGAAAAAAAUUAUUUAGUCAGACACCAAUUGUGCAAGUUCUCCCACUUAAAAAGAUGAGAGGCCUGUAAUUUUCAUCAUAGGUACACGUCAACUAUGACAGACAAAUUGAGGAAAAAAACUCCAGAAAAUCACAUUGUAGGAUUUUUAAUGAAUUUAUUUGCAAAUUAUGGUGGAAAAUAAGUAUUUUGUCAAUAACAAAAGUUUCUCAAUACUUUAUUAUUUACCCUUUGUUGGCAAUGCCACAGGUCAAACGUUUUCUGUAAGUCUUUCACAAGGUUUUCACACACUGUUGCUAGUAUUUUGGCCCAUUCCUCCAUGCAGAUCUCCUCUAGAGCAGUGAUGUUUUGGGGCUGUCGCUGGGCAACACAGACUUUCAACUCCCUCCAAAGAUUUUCUUUGGGGUUGAGAUCUGGAGACUGGCUAGGCCAGUCCAGGACCUUGAAAUGCUUCUUACGAAGCCACUCCGGGCGGUGUGUUUGGGAUCAUUGUCAUGCUGAAAGACCCAGCCACGUUAAAUCUUCAAUGCCCUUGCUGAUGGAAGGAGGAAUUCACUCAAAAUCUUACGAUACAUGGCCCCAUUCAUUCUUUCCUUUACACGGAUCAGUCGUCCUGGUCCCUUUGCAGAAAAACAGCCCCAAAGCAUUAUGUUUCCACCCCCAUGCUUCACAGUAGGUAUAGUGUUCUUUGGAUGCAACUCAGCAUUCUUUGUCCUCCAAACACGACGAGUUGAGUUUUUACCAAAAAGUCAUAUUUUGGUUUCAUCUGACCAUAUGACAUUCUCCCAAUCCUCUUCUGGAUCAUCUAAAUGCACUCUAGCAAACUUCAGACGGGCCUGGACAUGUACUGGCUUAAGCAGGGGGACACGUCUGGCACUGCAGGAUUUGAGUCCCUGGCGGCGUAGUGUGUUACUGAUGGUAGGCUUUGUUACUUUGGUCCCAGCUCUCUGCAGGUCAUUCACUAGGUCCCCCCGUGUGGUUCUGGGAUUUUUGCUCACCGUUCUUGUGAUCAUUUUGACCCCACGGGGUGAGAUCUUGCGUGGAGCCCCAGAUCGAGGGAGAUUAUCAGUGGUCUUGUAUGUCUUCCAUUUCCUAAUAAUUGCUCCCACAGUUGAUUACUUCAAACCAAGCUGCUUACCUAUUGCAGAUUCAGUCUUCCCAGCCUGGUGCAGGUCUACAAUUUUGUUUCUGGUGUCCUUUGACAGCUCUUUGGUCUUGGCCAUAGUGGAGUUUGGAGUGUGACUGUUUGAGGUUGUGGACAGGUGUCUUUUAUACUGAUAACAAGUUCAAACAGGUGCCAUUAAUACAGGUAACGAGUGGAGGACAGAGGAGCCUCUUAAAGUAGAAGUUACAGGUCUGUGAGAGCCAGAAAUCUUGCUUGUUUGUAGGUGACCAAAUACUUAUUUUCCACCAUAAUUUGCAAAUAAAUUCAUAAAAAAUCCUACAAUGUGAUUUUCUGGAAAAAAAAUGCUCAAUUUGUCUGUCAUAGUUGACAUGUACCUAUGAUGAAAAUUACAGGCCUCUCUCAUCUUUUUAAGUGGGAGAACUUGCACAAUUGGUGGCUGACUAAAUACUUUUUUCCCCCACUGUAUGAGGGAUGGCUAACCCUGGAAAUUCCUUCGUUCCCUACAGUUAGUAAGCGAGAGUCAUUUUUUUCUCAGCUUCUUAACGAACUCAUCAAUAUGUUCUUCUUUUUAUGAUAUCUUAUCUAUCCAGAUGCACAGAUAUUUGCAAGCAGGGACACGUUCAAGUGGGCACCAUUCAAAGAACAUAUGCUUAAGUCAUUAGCGUCAUUUUUAUGCGCUAUAGAAAACAACACAUACUUAGUUUAUAAUAUAUAAAAAAACUUGUUUAAGGUCAAUAAAGGUUUGAUAGCAUUUUCUCUGUCAGUUACAUGUUGCCUGACACAAGCAAGAAGAGUCGUCAGAAGACGCGGGUGGUGAAGAAGAGCCAAGAGCCUGUGUAUAACCACGCCAUGGUGUACGACGGAUUCCGUGCCGGCGAGGUCAGAGAGGCUUGCUGCGAGCUGACUGUGUGGGACCACAACAAACUCUCCAAUCAGUUCCUGGGAGGGGUACGCCUCAGUCUGGGCACAGGUGAUUGUUAAACACCAUUUUGUCAUGAUGUGUGCUUUACUCAUGCUUGACAAAUGUCUGUGAUAGUAGUUUUGGCAAUUAGUUAUAAAAUGUAAUCAAUUUCCUUGGCUGCAGCACUGAACACAUAGUUAAAAACUGAAAACAUAAAGAAUGAGAUGCUACCUUAGUUCAUCCUUGUUUUCAUGCAAUGCCUUACUUUUCUGUUUGAUUCCAGGACAAAGCUAUGGCAAAAAGGUGGACUGGAUGGAAUCUGUCAAUGAGGAAAUUCAACUUUGGGAAAAGAUGCUAUCAAGUCCAGAUGGUUGGGUGGAGGGUGAGAUCCCUCUUCGUUCUUCUAUGACCCCCAGGAAAUAGAGUGAAUCAGUGCGGGAGCGCAGUGGUAUUGCUGCAGUCUAACAUGCACAUAUUUCCAUGAGCGACACUUUCCAACUUUCUCCCCUCUUCAACUGUACCCCAUAAUUUGAAAUUCUAACGUUUCUGAAUAAAGGAAAACAAAUAUAUAAGGAGGAUGAGGUUCGAUAAAAUGUAAUUACUGCUCAGAACCUUUUUCUUGUGAUAGAGAUUUUUUCUUGGGGUGUAAAGUGUAAAAUUAAUCAAAUUAUAAAGAAUUAGAAUUGCAAUGCAUGAUUUUUCUGUGUAUUUUUUAGUCACCAAUGCUUUACUUAUAUCUUGUCAUUUCCCAGGGAGUUUGUCUGUAUUAAAAUUGUCUAAGUACAAAAAUAAAGUUAUGUUUGUAAAAUGGUCACAA